This is a messenger RNA of Biomphalaria glabrata, 4616 nucleotides long. Its product is annotated as AP-3 complex subunit beta-2-like. The record is from RefSeq and is a predicted model, not a curated record. Lineage: Eukaryota; Metazoa; Mollusca; Gastropoda; Planorbidae. The transcript has 26 exons. Gene Ontology annotation, biological process: vesicle-mediated transport; intracellular protein transport. Bases 342 to 3599 code for a protein of 1085 amino acids. Gene Ontology annotation, cellular component: AP-3 adaptor complex; membrane coat.
UUAUGUUUUGUAGACUAGUCUAGAUCAGAUUUCUAUUCUAGAUGUCUAAUAUCUAGAUUUAGAUCAAAGGAACACAAGACAGAGUAGAUCUAGAUCUAUAUAGAAUAAUAUUGAUCUAGAUCUGAAUCUAAUUUAUAUAUAUAUAUUAAAAUAUAUAAUCUAGAUCUUCUAAGUAUAGACUGAUAGAUCUAUAAGCUUUAGGAUUCUAGUAAUAAAUAAUUCUACACUGUAACUACACACAUCUCUAUAGACUGGUAUAGUAUACAUUCUAGUAGACAAAUCUAAAAAAAAAAGAGCAAGGCCUAAAUUAAAUUUGGCUGCUAAAUACCGGUACUGACAUAAUGGCUGGGAAUGGUUUCCAAGCAUCCUAUGCUAAUGAUAGACCACCAAGCUCAACUGGAAGUGGGGAUGGAGGAGAUGUAAGCACAGAUCCAGCUAGCAGUGGAUUUUUUACAAGUGAUUUCAAAAAACAUGAAGAUUUAAAAACAAUGUUGGACAGUAACAAAGACAGUCUUAAACUGGAGGCAAUGAAAAGAAUCAUUGGUAUGGUAGCUAAAGGCAAAGAUGCUUCAGAUUUAUUUCCUCCAGUGGUAAAAAAUGUUGUGUCCAAGAAUCUUGAGGUCAAGAAGCUUGUUUAUGUUUAUUUGACUAGAUAUGCUGAAGAACAGCAGGAUUUGGCAUUACUCUCCAUCAGCACUUUUCAACGAGCACUAAAGGAUCCAAACCAACUUAUCAGAGCCAGCGCUUUAAGAGUUUUAUCAAGUAUCAGAGUCCCAGUGAUAGCACCUAUUAUGAUGUUAGCAAUAAAAGAAGCAGUAAUGGAUAUGUCUCCCUAUGUUAGAAAAACAGCAGCUCAUGCAAUUCCUAAAUUAUAUAGCAUAGAUCCUGAAACAAAAGAACAGUUGAUAGAAGUUCUGGACAGAUUGCUUGCUGAUAAGACUACUUUGGUUGCUGGAAGUGCUAUCCAAGCCUUUGUGGAAAUUUGUCCUGAAAGGAUUGAUCUUAUUCACAAGAACUAUAGAAAAUUGUGUACUCUAUUAGUAGAUGUUGAGGAAUGGGGACAAGUGGUCAUCUUAAACAUGCUAACACGCUAUUGUCGAAUGCAAUUUGUUUCCCCUAAUCAAGAUGAGACAACAGGAGAGAGUGAACAACCCUUCUAUGAGGAUUCUGAUAAAGAGUCAGAUGCGGAAGACAAUGAAAAAACAAAAGAGAAUAGUAAGCAAAGCAAAAGUGAAAAGCCAAUAACAUAUGUCAUGGAUUCUGAUCAUAGACUUCUGCUACGACAAUCAAAGCCUCUCCUCAAUAGUCGUAACUCUGCUGUUGUAAUGGCAGUUGCACAGUUAUAUUAUCAUUGUGCUCCCAAGUCAGAAGUUGGUGUUGUAGCCAGAAGUUUGAUUCGUCUGCUUAGAAGUCACAGGGAGAUUCAGUAUGUUGUGUUGAGCAAUAUUGCUACUAUGACCAACAGGAGAAGGGGGAUGUUUGAACCUUACUUAAAGUCUUUCUAUGUCAGAUUCAGUGAUCCUUUACAUGUGAAGCUUCUAAAGUUGGAAAUUCUGACAAGCUUGGCAACAGAAACCAAUAUAUCAACUAUUCUUAGGGAAUUUCAGACCUAUGUAACAAGUACAGAUAAAGAGUUUGCCGCUGCAACUAUUCAGGCCAUAGGUCGUUGUGCCAGCAGCAUUGCAGAGGUUACAGACACUUGUCUCAAUGGGCUUGUCCGCUUGAUGUCUAACAGAGAUGAGGCUGUUGUAGCUGAAAGUGUUGUUGUUAUUAAAAAGCUUCUUCAGAUGAGGCCUAGAUCUUCUUCAAAGUCAAAGCCCUCUGAACACAAAGAUAUCAUUUGUUACAUGGCCAAAAUGGUGGACAAGAUAACAGUGCCCAUGGCAAGGGCCAGCAUUCUUUGGUUGAUUGGAGAAUACAGUGAGAGAGUGCCAAAAAUUGCUCCGGAUGUUCUUCGUAAAAUGGCUAAAAGUUUUAUCAAUGAGGAAGAUAUUGUAAAGCUUCAAGUCUUAAAUUUGGCUGUGAAACUCUGCAUCACUAACCCAAAGCAGGCUAAAUUGUUAUGCCAGUAUGUUCUAAAUCUAGCCAAAUAUGACCUUAAUUACGACAUUCGUGAUCGGUCUAGAUUUCUGCGUCAAUUUGUCAUUCCAUCAGAUAAACCUUGUGCUUUGGCAAAAUAUGCUAAAAAAAUAUUUCUGGCAACAAAGCCUGCACCAAUUUUGGAGUCACAAUUCAAAGCCCAUGAUAAUUACCAGCUUGGAUCUUUGGCCCAUCUGCUCAACAUGAAGACAACAGGCUAUCAGGAACUGCCUGAUUGGCCUUUGGUUGCUCCUGACCCAACAGUUAGAAAUGUUGAGCUUCCACCUACCUGGCAAGAUAAAAAAGAACAAACCAAAGGAAAGAAACAAAAGGCAUCAAGUACUGACAACAAGCCAUUUUACUCCUCAUCCUCUAGUGAUGAUGACAGUGACAGCAGUGAAGAGGACAGUGAUGAAGACACUGAUGAAGAUAAAGAGGAAGGUUCUAAUGAAGAAUCUGAAGAAGAUGCAGCAGCAACAGAUAGCUCUGAAGAGGAGAGUGAAAACUCAUCAGAAGAAGAAGAAAGUGAAGAAGAGUCAUCUGAGGAGGAGGAGGAGGAAGAAGAAGAAGAUUCCUCUGAUGAGGAUAGUGAAGAGGAAGUUAAAAAAGUUAGCAAAAAGCAGGAACCACCUAAACCAGUUCAGCCUAAAGUGACAUCCAAGUCUCCAUCUACUGACUUGCUGCUAGAUUUAGAUGAUUUGACCACAUCUGGACCACCUGUGUUGGGCUCUGGGAUUGCAGGAAAUCUUUUAACUCCAAUGGCAGCUGUUUCUGGCUCAGUGACACAACCAAUCGCUGCACAACCAGAUCAGUCCAAUAUUGUUCAAGGUGUGAAAGUUCAAUGUAAAACCUAUGAACUUCUCAAUCGUCUAAGUUCUGGAGGCUUGUCACUGACCUACAAAUAUACCCGCACCAUCUCCAUAUUUUCACCCAAACUAGUCACUCUGGAAUUGAUCUUCACUAACCAAAGUGAUGCUCCCUUUACAGCCAUUAAAAUAGGAGAAAAGAAAAUACAACCAGGAAUGGAGAUAAAUGAUUUUCCAGAAAUAGCCUCACUUGGUGUGGGAGCUUGUACCAGUGUUCUGAUGGGCAUCAACUUUAAUGAUACCACCCAGCCAGCUAGCUUUCAAUUAGUCACUGAGCAAAAGACAUACUCCCUCACCAUCUCUGCCCCAGUAGGGGAGCUCCUGCAGCCUCACACAAUGGGAGAGAAUGAUUUUAAGGCACAGAAAGCCAAACUUGGAGGGAUGAAUGAGAACCAGGAGAGCUGCGAUGUCCCUGAGAGCAAGAGAACACCACACAGUAUUUGUUCCGCUGUCAUGACUGUGGCAAACCUUCUCCAGGUGCCCUCGUCUGACCCCAGCAUCUUCAACUUUGCUGCUCACACCCUGGCCACUUCAACGCUGGUGCUGGUCUCGGUCAACACUGGGGGAAAGAAUGUCAAGGUCACUGUCAAUUGUGAAAAAAUGGUCAUUGGCUCCAUGCUCCUGAAGGAUAUCAAGCGAUCUCUGACCUCUUGAUGAUCCAGUUUGUUCAGCAUGUAAUGCUCUUGUAAUGUGAUAAAAAUGUUUUUUUUUAAUGUUUUUGUUUCAUUAAUGAGGUCAUUGAUUUCCAGUUUUCCUUAUGACUUGAUGAUUCAGUUUGCCAAACAACUUUGUAUGAAACUAUUCUCUUCCAUUGGUUUAGAUGAUAAACACAUGUGGUUACUUGAUGACCUGUACAUUACAGUAGAUAUUGUACCACCUGUAUUAUUUUUUUUCCUUAUUAGUUAUGAAAAUGGGUCUCAAGUACAACAGAUGUUGAAUGUGAUAAUCUAUUUGUGAGAUGUGAUCUAUUUGUCUGUGUGUUUGAUUUAGUGUCAUCAAAAACUUGUUUCUUUUCUUCAUACCACUUGGCAUUCCCUUUCUUGGAUACAUGUUGAUGUGCAAUAAUGUUUUUGUGCAGGCCUCUUUGUUUUCAAGUGGACUUUUUGUUUUAUUAUAUGUGCAGCACAAAGUGAUUGCAUUUCCUUGGGGAACAGUUUUGUUUGGUCUUUUGUGAAAUGUUUUUUUUUUUUUUUUUUGUAAUUUGUGAAAUGUUUUUUUUUUAAUUUUAAGUCAUUUUUUUUUGUCAUUCCAGAAGUGUAUUAAGAUUUAUUUGCUUGAAAAGGUAAUCAGAGAAGAUAUUUGUCAAUUGUAUUGAGAUCAGAUUUUUGAUAGCCAAAAACGUUUAAAUUUAAAUGUACUGUACUUUGCAUAUUUGCUUUGUUGAAAGACACUGCUAUAGGAGACAAUAAAGUUGAUUUCAUUUAGUACAUUUAGUGACUGUUACUUGACUUCAUUAUUUCCAUUGAAACAAUAGCAGAGAAACAUCUUGAUUGUGAUUUUGUAAAAUUAGAACUAAAUAAUUAAUUCCUGUUAUUAAAGGAAAGGAUACAUGCUUUAAAUGUUAUAAUUUGAAAGCUUGUUCAGCCUGAAGCUCUGACUUGAUUAUUGCUACUAUUGUCCUAUGGUGAAACAACUUGAAAGCUUCUAUUAAAAUGAAUACAAAUUAUUUAA